GGGUGACGCAGAGGGAGACGGACCAGAGCCGACCGAGGAUUGGCCGUGGCGGGCUGUGAAGGCGUGGCCAGCGCGCGCGAGAGGGAGCGCGAGGGAGCGGGCGACCGCCCUGCCAGCUAGCCGGAGUCCGGGGCGAGCGCGGCGGGCAGGGGUCGGGUUGAGGAACGCGGCGCGGGAGGCGCGUCCCCCAGCUGCCCUCCGCGGCUCGAGCACCCCACUUCCUUCCCUCCCCUCCCUUGCGCUCCGGCCUGGGGUCUCCGGGCGGGGAGCGGAGGGAAGGGACGAAGGAGGAGGAGGUUUCGCGGAGUGAGGGGCGGAGGGGGUCCCGGAGCGGGGCGAAGCGCGCGCUGCCUCUCACUCUCCUGCCGCUGCCUUUGCCUCCUCGCCCGGUGCCGCGGCCCCGGGGCGCCCGCACUAUGCAGGCGGACUGCCGGCCGCCGCGAUGGCGAGCCGGGCGGUGGUGAGAGCCGGGCACAGCCCUCAUCGUUUCCUAGUCCGGGCCGCGGCCGCCGCCCCCGCCCGGGCCGCGAUCCCCCUCUCCCGCUCCUACCCCCUCCCUCCCCGCUCCAACUCCUCCUCCCCCUCCUCCUUCCCCAUGCCUCUGUUCCUCCUCCUCUUACUUAUCUUGCUCCUGCUGCUCGAGGACGCCGGAGCCCAGCAAGGUGAUGGAUGUGGACAUACUGUACUAGGCCCUGAAAGUGGAACCCUGACGUCCAUAAACUACCCACAGACCUAUCCUAACAGCACUGUUUGCGAAUGGGAGAUCCGUGUAAAGAUGGGAGAGCGAGUGCGCAUCAAAUUUGGUGACUUUGACAUUGAAGAUUCUGAUUCUUGUCACUUUAAUUACUUGAGAAUUUAUAAUGGAAUUGGAGUUAGCAGAACCGAAAUAGGCAAAUACUGUGGUCUGGGGUUGCAAAUGAACCAUUCAAUUGAAUCAAAAAGCAAUGAAAUUACAGUGCUGUUCAUGAGUGGAAUUCAUGUUUCUGGACGAGGAUUUUUGGCUUCAUACUCGGUUAUAGAUAAGCAAGAUCUAAUUACUUGUUUAGACACUGCAUCCAGUUUUUUGGAACCUGAGUUCAGCAAAUACUGCCCCGCUGGUUGUCUGCUUCCUUUUGCUGAGAUAUCUGGAACAAUCCCUCAUGGAUAUAGAGAUUCCUCACCAUUGUGCAUGGCUGGUGUGCAUGCAGGCGUAGUGUCAAACAUUUUGGGUGGCCGGAUUAGUGUCGUAAUUAGUAAAGGCAUCCCGUACUAUGAAAGUUCUUUGGCUAACAACGUAACGUCUGUGGUGGGACACUUAUCUACAAGUCUUUUUACAUUUAAGACAAGUGGUUGUUAUGGAACACUGGGCAUGGAAUCUGGCGUGAUCGCCGAUGCUCAAAUAACGGCAUCAUCUGUGCUGGAGUGGACGGACCACACAGGGCAAGAGAACAGCUGGAAACCCGAAAAGGCCAGGCUGAAAAAACCUGGACCUCCUUGGGCCGCUUUUGCCACUGAUGAAUAUCAGUGGUUGCAAAUAGAUCUGAAUAAGGAAAAGAAGAUCACAGGCAUUGUAACCACCGGCUCCACCAUGGUGGAGCACAAUUACUAUGUGUCAGCCUACAGAAUUCUGUACAGUGAUGAUGGGCAGAGAUGGACUGUGUACAGAGAGCCUGGUGUGGAGCAGGAUAAGAUAUUUCAAGGAAACAAAGAUUAUCACCAGGAUGUGCGUAAUAACUUUUUGCCACCAAUUAUUGCACGUUUUAUUAGAGUGAAUCCUACCCAAUGGCAGCAGAAAAUUGCCAUGAAAGUGGAACUGCUUGGAUGUCAGUUUAUUCCUAAAGGUCGUCCUCCAAAACUUACUCAGCCUCCACCUCCUCGGAGCAGCAGUGACCUCAAAAACACUACAGCCCCUCCAAAAAUAGCCAAAGGUCGUGCCCCCAAAUUUACUCAACCACUACAACCUCGAAGUAGCAAUGAAUUUCCUGCACACACAGAGCAAACAACUGCCACUCCUGAAAUCAAAAAUACCACCAUAACUCCAAAUGUGACCAAAGAUGUAGCCUUGGCCGCCGUCCUUGUCCCUGUGCUGGUCAUGGUCCUUACCACUCUCAUUCUCAUACUAGUGUGUGCUUGGCAUUGGAGAAACAGAAAGAAAAAAGCUGAAGGCACCUAUGACUUACCUUACUGGGACCGGGCAGGUUGGUGGAAAGGAAUGAAGCAGUUUCUUCCUGCCAAAUCAGUGGAGCACGAGGAAACCCCAGUUCGCUACAGCAGUAGUGAAGUGAAUCACUUGAGUCCUAGAGAAGUCACCACGGUGCUGCAGGCUGACUCUGCAGAGUAUGCACAGCCACUUGUGGGAGGAAUUGUUGGCACACUCCAUCAGAGAUCUACCUUUAAACCAGAGGAAGGCAAAGAAGCAGGCUAUGCUGACCUAGACCCUUACAGCUCCCCUGUGCAGGAAGUCUAUCAUGCCUAUGCUGAACCACUCCCGGUUACUGGGCCCGAGUACGCAACCCCAAUUGUCGUGGAUAUGUCCGGGCACCCCACAGCUUCGGUUGGCCUGCCCUCAGCGUCCACUUUCAAAGCUGCAGGGAACCAACCUCCCCCUCUGGUGGGAACAUACAACACCCUUCUCUCCAGGACUGACAGCUGCUCCUCAGCCCAGGCCCAGUAUGAUACGCCGAAAGGUGGGAAGCCGGCUCCAAGUGCCCCAGACGAGUUGGUAUACCAAGUGCCACAGAGCGCACAGGGGGCAUCAGGAGCAGGGAGGGCUGGCGAGUGUGGUGUUUCUAAAGAAGCCCUUUGAAGGUGAUGCUGCCUUUUACAAAGCAUCAUUUUAAAGCACAUGGCCUUUUUAAAAUUGUAUUAGUGGUAGUAAUAUAUAGAACGUAUUACAUAUCUGUCACGGACGUGGUUGGGGGAAAUGUGAUGACCGAGGUACAGGAAACUACUAAUCUUGCCAUCUUGCUUUAAAAGUGUUACUGUAGCACAGUUACUGCUUGCCUAUUAAAUUUCAAAUAUCCUGUUUGUUACUACUGUAAAACACUAUUUUAUACAGAAAAAGCUCCCUACUAUGCACUUCAAAGAAAUUAAAAAUCACUGAGAGUAUUUAUUACCAGUGCUGCAGUUACAUUGAUGAACUCGAGAUGGCUCUGUAAGCCUUUCUGGCAAUAACGCACGGUACUGUUAUAAAAUGUCUGAUGGCUUGAAAUUCUGCUCUUUGUGAAAGGUGGGUACUAUCAUGACUUCUUCCUCUUCUAUUCCUAUAUUGCUUUCUGAAUUUUUUUUUAAAAUAGUGACAUAAUCCUUGUUUUGAUUGCAGUCAUAUAUACUUAUCCAUCUUUCCUUAGGAAGAGCUAUAGCUGGGAAACUGACCUGUAGUGAGCAGUGAUUUUUCACUUUCUGACACUCUAACGAGCUUUAACAUUUCAUAGUACAUAACUUGGCCUCAUCCCUGCUUGUUCCACCUGGGGCCCUUGGUGGCCAGCCCCGUUCUUGUGUUUAUAAAUGCUUGAGUUUUUUCAGUGGGUGAUGCUUGCUUUAUCAACCUCAUUAUUUCAGAUCCCCUAAUGUUUCCAUGUGGAAACAGGAACAACUUUACAAAUUAAAAAUGCUGUAAAGGAGAUUCUCCCGCCCCGAACUUUACUUGCAAUGGAAUUUUUCCUAGGAGAGUUGUGAAAAGUUGAGGGUUUCUAAAAGUGAACACUAAACAAUACCCACUUAUAUUUAUCACGGUGAAAGGCAAAAUCAUGACUCCUCGGGAGUCAUAUAAAUUACCACCCCCCGCCGCCAAAAAAAGUAACCGAAUUUGUCCUCUUUGGUUUUAUGUAUACAGGUUAUUCUUUGAAUCUCAAGGUAAUUUGUUGUUUUUAGUCAAAUAAAGAAAUACUUGUUUUCCACAGUAAACUACUAUAAGAAAUGUAAACCCAGCAUGUAUUCUUCAGCUCUGUGUGAUUAUGCCAUCUAUGUGGUAGGGGGUGCAGUCCUUUAUAUUAUACCUAAGGAACAAAUGUUUCAGCAUCCUAGCAAGGGAAAAUUCCUGUCUUGUUUUUGGUACUUCUGGGCAACUUCUUUGUCACCAUUUGCCCAGAACUAGUUUAAAUGACUGAAAUAGAAACCAUGUGCAGUUUAUUAGCGUUAGUGUAGAAACCAUCUUUAAAAGUCUUUAGACUGGUAAGAUGAUAUGGAAGCUGACCAUGAUUAAAAUAUAGAAACUUGGCAUCCCCUCUUCUAUCAAUCAAUAUAAACCUUAGUUUGCAGACUUAAUAUUGAAAUAUACUUCCCCAUCAGGUUCUAGUUGUUUCUUUCAGCCUGUGCCACCAGAUGAUGGCAGAAUAUGCUAAAUUUGACUAACGAUGUACAGUGUUCAUUUUGCUUGCUUCCAUGAGUCUAUCAGUAUUGUAAAACGUUGCUUCAAAACAGAACUGCCUAUUUCUACGGCCUCCCUGCCUUCUAGUUGUAUGAUUUUCUUGGUCUUAUUUUCAGUGGCUUUUCCUUUUUUCCAACAGACUUUUGAGGCAUAAUUUUAUUCACUGAAAAACCAAUACACAUUUUGUUUCAAAAUAUUUGAAACAAAAAGCACAGAUGUUGAACUUUUAUUAAAACCUAUGAAUGUGUGAAGCACAUGUAUUAAUGCAGUCAUCCCCUUUCAGGUGGGAAGAGAGUAAACCAAUUGCUUUAUUUUUUUAUUCGUCCUUAGUAUACAAAAAUAUACUUUUUCUCAAAUCAUAUGCCUGUUUGAAGCUUUAAGAGAAAUGAUUUCAGUAACUAUUUCAUUUUUCCAAAGAUGCUUGCUAUUUUUGUUUGUGUAUACCUGAUUGUUUUCCCAUAGAACUUUUUUUUUGAGAAGCAAAUGUUUUCUUAAAUAAUGCAUGUUUUAAGACUUGAUUCAUAUAUUGCCACUGUGCUGUUUUUGAACUACCAAUAAUUUUUAUAAAAUACUUAGUUUUUAACUACUAUUAUAUAUUUUACUUUCCAAAUGAAGAGCUGAGCCUGAUACAAAGGGUUGUACUGGUUUGUACUUUUUCUUUUAAUUCGUAUGUUUUCAUAUUAGAGUUUUGUUUUGGGUUGUUUUUUUUUUCUAAUGUUACUAUGUCUGCUAUAUAUACAGCUUUGGAGACAAUCAAGUAACAACUGAAAAUGUGAAAGUAACCAUUUUUUACAAAAUUCCCUUGGAAUUUUUAUUCUUUGCUUGAAACAUGUAAAAGAUUUAACUCACUGUGGCUUAUUGGAUUAAAUUCUUUCCUGUUAAUGCAGUUACAAAAGUAGAAUCAGACAGUGGUGCAGGAAAUGUGGCCCUUAAGGUUUCAUAAAAUUACACUGGCUUAGCUGUUACUUGAUCUUGGGAACCGGCACAGUUAAAGGGAAGAUAUUGUGAAUGCUGAUUUAUAUUUUAUUGAAAGCUGUAAAUCUAAAUAGAUCCUAUUGCGUAUGCAGGGUCUAGCCCAGUUAUUUAAGUUCACGUUUCACUGUUUGCACUUUGUAUUGAACAAUGGGUUUAUUCGCUGUUGAAAUGGUUCGAGCAGAGGAUUUAUUCGGUAACUGAAAUUAGGAUGUUACUUAUACACUUGCCCUCCCCCCCCACACACCCCCCCCCACCCUCGCACUGGAGGGAGCAGAAAAUGAGCUCGUUUAAAUAUGAAUGUGGCUGUAAUUCUAUGGAAUGUGAUAAAGCUUGAACUUCUUUCCCUGGGCUCCACAUUGUUACCUGGAGAGCAAGAGGGUUACAGAAACACCAUGUCAGAUAAUACAAUUCGAAAGAAUGAAUAGAUUAGGUGGGACAAUAAAAGCUUUUCAGCCCCUCUUAAGAGAAAUCAAUGAAGCUCUGCUUAUUAAAAAAAAAAAAAAAAAAUUACCUACUGGCUCUGCCUUUCAGUUCUGAACUUGAAGUCCCUAAACUGCAAAAUCUAAGGAAAAGUUGGAUACUUUUAGGUCAAUUGUGGCACCAGUUCUCAUUUAAUCCAACUUGUGACUAGUUUCUUCUCAUCUCCUCCUCUUCUUUUUUGGCACUGGGAAAGGUAGAAACAAAACAUGUAUUGAAAUACGUAUUGGAAAUAAAAAUGGCUUGAGUGUCAGUGAUAUUCUCCCAGAAUGUACUUUUCUUACCUCGGCAUGUACUGUAGUCACUCAGUAUUUGUAUAUGUUGCUAGAAUUUAGACUGUAUAAAUAGUGAGAUUUUAAUGUGUUCACGUGUUUUUAAUAAAUUGUAUAUGUGUCUUGUUCAGGUUUUUUGUUUUUUGCUUAAAUAAAACAACCUUGAGGUUUGUAACCUUUCUCAUACCAUGCAAAAUGCCAGAUCCCUCAAUUUUAAGAUCAGGUUUUUAUGGCCAAUAUUAUAGUACUUACAGUAACAUUUGAAAAUGCCACCAUUGGGGGGUUUUGGGGGUUUGGUUUUUUGUUGUUGUUGUUUUUAUAAAUUCAUUUAUUUAUUUUUGGCUGCGUUAGGUCUUCGUUGCUGCGCGGGGGCUUUUCUCUAGUUGCAGCGAGCAGGGGCUAGCCUUGGAUACGGUGCGUGGGCUUCUAAUUGCGGUGGCUUCUCGUUGCAGAGCAUGGACUCUAGGCAUGUGGGCUUCAGUAGUUGUGGCGCGCAGGCUCAGUAGUUGUGGCACAUGGGCCUAGUUGCUCCGCGUCUUGUGGGAUCCUUCCCGGACCAGGGCUCGAACCCGUGUUGCCUGCAUUGGCAGGCAGAUUCUUAGGCACUGCACCACCAGGGAAGUGCCUACCGUUGGUUUUUGACAUUGACUUUUUCUGUAGCCAGCACCAUCCUUUCUGAAGCCCAAAUUACUUUACAUCAAACUCAGCUUCAGCAGCCCAGCUGCAGCCUAUGGCUGUGUGGUAUGAGGGAACGAUCACAUUGAACAGCAGUGCCUUUUCCACCUCAAAGAAGAAAAAUCAAACGAGACUGGUAUGGUGCAAACAUAUGCUGGGAUUAACAGAACAGAGUCCAUAUUUAUUGCCUAGGUCUGGGUUAAUUCAGCUACUAGUUUUGUCCCCCUUACACCACUUUCAAGUAUGUCAGUCACUUAUUUCUGUUUCUGAUCUAAUAGUAUUUAUACACUCUCUUUAGAGAUGCAGGCUAGUUAGUGAUAAUUAUCAUUGUCUCCCAGUGAUAAUUAUUGUUCAAGAGAUGCCAGUUCUUUCCACUCCUACCUCUUCUGACAGCUCUUGAUUCCAGCCUUAUAACCUCCACUGUUCUCUUCUCUUCACCCCUUGUCCCCCUCCUUCCCCAUAGCCUUUGGUUAUAGUCAGACAUUAAAAUGAAAAGGGAGACGACUAGCUCACGACUUUUGUCCAACUGGCUUGUUUGCAUCCCACAACAGUCUUCUCUGGUGCACCCUAGGUAAGCUUUCCAUUUGAAGAUGCGAUUUAAUCAUGUGGACAAUUGGUUUUUCAUGAAAAUGACAUUUAAAUCCAGAAAAAGCUUGACUCUUCUUAAAGGUUUACUCAUUCAUGUCUUUCCUAAUUUACUUCCAAUAAACUUUGAAAUUUUAAUGAAUAAAUUAAACCAGGCAAAAAAUGUUUUAAGAAUUUUCUCCUUCUUGAGCUUGCCUAGUUCAGCUUCUUUGUAUAAACUGUAUUUCUUUAAAAUAAUGCAGUCACCAGAUUUUAGGAAUUGCAUUCUUUCUUUGGUUAUUUACUUAUCCAGAGUUUCAUAUUUAUCCUAUUUCUUUCGACUUAAAGAACAUCUUCAUUCUACCAAACUACUCAUCAUAAUCAUGGUUUAACUUAACUGUAGGAAAAGAAUGCUUAAUUAAGCCAGUAUGAUCUUAGGUUUCCCUAAUCAUCCAUGCUUAGGGUCUGGUUUAAGAUUCCAGCCAGGUUCCUCAGGUAGAACAAAAAGGAACCAAACAAUCAUCCAGAGAGAGCUACAGAGGCCUGAGGUGGUUCCAGUAUGCCACAUUCAAGGCACCGCUGCAUGCCAGCUCCCCACCAAUUUACAGGAGGCAGAUAAACCUCUCAGAAUGUCACGUUACAUUCAAAAUCUGCUGUGGUAAACUAAAUCCCCUUACUUAUUAGGAAGUCACAUCCCUUCAAAAGUCUAAGAUGAAGUAACUAUAAAAAGAUGCUUAAAAACACUUCAGAAAACUAGCUUAUUUUUAAAACAAUGCAAUGAAAAAUUCACUCUCCCUGAUAGCUUAGCAUGUCUUGGUUUCCAUAAAUUAAAUAUAUUCACAGAAAUUAAGCUGGUGGUUAUGAAGCACCAGGCAGCAAUAGACUUACUAUAAUUUCUUGACAAGUACAUCCAACAACAUAUUUAAAAAUAAACUAAAAAUUGCAGUGUAAAAAUAAAACUAAUACUGUUCGCAUCAUCUUCGGAGUCUGUAGGGUCAAUCUUGCGUCAAGUCGAUUACAAAGUUUUUUUCUAUAAUGUCCUUCAAAAAGAGCUGCUCUGCAGUCACAUUGUGAUACGCAUUCUAAAGAAGAAAAAUAAAAUAAAAUCACCAUCUAUCCCAAUCUCAAAAUGUUAACAACAGCAGCAACGGAAUAUGCUGUAUCUAAAAACCUUAAUUAAAAACUCAAGUAACAAGUGGCAUGGAUUUUUAACUUAUCUUUCUCAUUUCUUUUUCAUUGCUCAUUCUUGUGCCAGAGCUUUCCCUAAAGCCCACUCUUUCCACUUAAACCAUCACAUAAGUAAGAGGCUCCCUCACAUCAUCUUCUAGUCUACUGAAUUAUGGUAUAAAUCUAGAAACCAGAAUUUGAAAGUGUUAAGCUCUAACCUGAAUAAUACCACUUUUUCAGCUUAUAUAGUAUUUAGGGAUGAAGAUUUAAGGGGACUGGUUUCAUGUCGUGGGGUAUAGCCAUAUACUUAACAGCAAAUCAUUCACAGUUCAAUAUUUAAAAUGUACAGGUAACAUUUUAAUCCUAUCACUGUGUCACUAAUCUAAGUUAUAAUUAGGAAAAUAGGAAAUUCCUUCCCAUUUAAUCAAUUAAAGUCAAAAUCUUAAGGAUCAAAUCCACCACCAUUAAUCCCCAUUCAAGAGAAGAAUGAUCUAGUAUAAAGGUUUACAACUUUUCUGACCAUGAAGAUUCUUUCAUGAGGUUAAAAUGUUAUGGACCUUCUCAUCGACUUAACUGAAAAACUACAUGAAAAUAAUUUGUAUGAUUAUGGCCAUGCUUUUAGGUGAAUUUGAAAUAUCUCAAACAGCAGGUUUCUACAUAUUCAAAUAGUGCAAAUAUGAUACAGUAUCUAGGGUAAGGCUUGGUCCCUAUAUAGGUUUGAUGAGUUUCUCCCAGGGGUUUGAGGCCAACAGAUUGGGAGCUGUAGUAAGAACUCUGGACCUGAGUCCUAAUUUCAGCACAUGCUAUCUCUGUAAACCCUUGUCAAGCCGUCAUCCCCUCAAAACCUGUUCCCUCAGUAAAAUGACAGGGUGAAAAGGGAGAAUGUAAGCUUUCCAACUCUAAAGAUCAAAGAUUAUACCAAAGUGUGUGUGUGUGUGUGUGUGUGUGUGUGUGUGUGUAUACACACACACACACACUCAUAUAUAUAUAUAUAUUUUUUUUACCUUAUUCAUCAAAGACAUGGUGGCAUUCCCAAAGUAGUGCAAAGGACUCUUGAGGUCAGAAAAGUUGUACUUAAAACCAGCAAGGUGAACUUCAUGACAUAUGUGAAAUGCCAACGUAAUGGCAAUAAUUCCUGUUGUUGGGUGUUUGGGUUUCUGGAGGAGGAAAUGAAUAUUUAGGGAAAAAAAUCCAAACAAGGUACCUGUUUCCAAAACAUUUGGGUGACCUAAUCUUAUAAAAUAGCAUCUUCUGAACAUUUAAUCAGGACAGAAAUACUUCAGUUAAAUCCUUGUCAUGUCCUAAGGUUCAAGCCCCAAAGUUAAUAUCCUAACUCUGAAUAUAAAGUGUUGCUUGGAAUCUUAGAAAGUCUCUCAGGUCAAACUUAACUGCAGUACUAGUCCAGAAGACAGCUAGCAAAUGAAGCCUUUAAGGAAAAGGAUGCUGCUGCCUUGUUUUUAAAAAACACACCGAAGUCAAGCAACUUGUGGAAAAAGCAAAGCCUGAGAAUGUUAAACCCACGUAUGAAACGUAAGAACAGCUUAAUUCACUAACGGAUAAGAUCAUGCUAAAAGGCUUCAAAUAAUUUAGCCUUAAAAUGGUUCUAUUUUAUAAUGCUGAUAAUUUAGCUCUAGGGAAAGACGGCUUUAAUCAAGUAACUUCAAUAACAAAUUGCCAUGGUAAUGAUCUGACUAGAAAAUAAAGAUUCUAGACGUAUAUACAGAUUAAAGUCACAAUCUCAGUUUUGUUUUUAAAUUGAUUAUAAUUUUAACUAAAUUUUAACUAAAAAGAAAGAAACCAAGCAUCCUCUUCACAUGUACAUAUAUCCUGAAAAACACUAUAAUAGAUGUUUGGCAGAAGGGUCUUGGCAUUCAGAGUUUUCAUUCUCGUUGGAUGGCCUUCAGAGGCAAAACCAAGAUAUAUCUUAAAUUUACUAAUACAAAAAUUCAAGGAGAUUUUCUUUUGAUUAAAUGUUUCUUACAGAUCCCAUGGAAAUUACAUAUGAUUAAUUAUGAUUUUGAGAAAAAGAAAAAAAUCAGAGCAGCACAAUAAAAUCAGAUAAACUCCAGGAAGCAAAUUUGUCUGCAAGCCUAACAGCCUUUUUUUUUUUUAAG
Molecule: messenger RNA, 10592 nt
Organism: Globicephala melas (long-finned pilot whale)
Lineage: Eukaryota; Metazoa; Chordata; Mammalia; Artiodactyla; Delphinidae
Gene: DCBLD2
Product: discoidin, CUB and LCCL domain containing 2
Biological process (GO): wound healing
Cellular component (GO): plasma membrane
Molecular function (GO): signaling receptor activity
Source: RefSeq, a predicted model, not a curated record